GGCGCCUACCCGCCCGGCCCCGGCCCCGCGGUCCCCUUGCCCCUUGCCCCUGCACGACGCCUCGUCCGCCCGCGCGUCCGCCCAUGGCCGGGAAGAUGCUGUCGCUGCUGCCGCCGCUGCUGCUGGCCGCGGCGGGGCUGGCCGGGCUCCUGCUGCUGUGCGUCCCCACCCGCGACGUCCGGGAGCCGCCCGCCCUCAAGUAUGGCAUCGUCCUGGACGCUGGCUCUUCGCACACAUCCCUGUUCAUCUACAAGUGGCCCGCGGACAAGGAGAAUGACACAGGCAUCGUGGGCCAGCACAGCUCCUGUGACGUGCAUGGAGGGGGGAUCUCCAGCUACGCGGACAACCCUUCCAGGGCGGGCCAGAGUCUCGUUGAGUGCUUGGACCAGGCGCUUCGGCAGGUGCCCAAGGAGAGACACGGGGACACUCCCCUCUACCUGGGAGCCACAGCAGGCAUGCGUCUGCUCAACAUGACCAGUCCAGAGGCCUCGGCCAGUGUGCUCGCGGCUGUGACCCAGACGCUGACCCAGUAUCCCUUUGAUUUCCGUGGUGCCCACAUCCUCUCGGGCCAGGAUGAGGGGGUGUUUGGUUGGGUGACCGCCAACUACCUGCUGGAGAACUUCAUCAAGUAUGGCUGGGUGGGCCAGUGGUUCCGGCCGAGGAAGGGAACGCUGGGGGCCAUGGACCUGGGGGGCGCCUCCACUCAGAUCACCUUCGAGACGGCCAGCCCGGCGGAGGACCCAGCCAACGAGGUCCAGCUCUGGCUCUACGGACAGCCGUACCGCGUCUACACGCACAGCUUCCUCUGCUAUGGCCGGGACCAGGUUCUCUUGAGGCUGCUGGCCAGUGCACUGCAGACCCAUGGCUUCCACCCUUGCUGGCCAAGGGGCUACUCCACCCAAGUGCUGCCUCAGGACGUGUACGAGUCUCCGUGCGUGGCGUCCCAGCAGCCCCAGGCCUUCAACAGCAGCGCCAGGGUCAGCCUGUCUGGGACCAGCGACCCUGCCCUCUGCCGCAGCCUUGUCGCGCGACUCUUCAAUUUCUCCUCCUGCCGCUUCUCCCGAUGUUCCUUCAACGGCAUCUUCCAGCCCCCUGUGGCUGGGAAAUUCAUCGCCUUCUCUGCCUUCUUCUACACCAUGGACUUCAUGAGGACGGUGAUGGGGCUCUCUGCGGCCACCGUGCAGCAGCUGGAGGCCGCGGCGGUCACAGUGUGCAAGCAGACGUGGAGGGAGCUGCAGGCUCGAGCCCCGGGACAGCAAGCCCACCUGCCUCACUACUGCGCUGGGGCCAUGUUCAUGCAGCAGCUGCUGAGCCGCGGCUACGGCUUCCACGAGCGCACCUUUGGAGGGGUGACCUUCCAGAAGAAGGCCGGGGAUGCCACAGUGGGCUGGGCGCUCGGCUACAUGCUGAACCUGACCAACAUGAUCCCCGCCGAGCCGCCGGUGCUGCGCAAGGGCACAGACUUCGGGGCCUGGGUCGUCCUGGUCCUGCUCUCCGCCGUCCUGCUUCUGGCCGCGACCGUCCUGCUGCUGCGCGGGGCGUGCGCGGCCAAGGCGUCCAGCGCCAUCUAGGGGCGGGCUGGGGGCGGCGGCCCUCAGGGACACCCCCCCCCCCAUCCUAACCCCAUCGCUGCCCAGACCCAGACGGGGGACGCUGGCUUAUUCGCCCACAGGGAACGGGGUCCAGACCCUGCCUGCCCGCUUCAGCCCCCUCCAGCCUGCGGGGUCCCCUGGGCCUCCUCUUCCUGGGGGUGGGGGAUUCAGACACCCCGCAGCCCUCAGCCGGCGACCCCGGGGCUGGGUGUGCAGAGAGUGGAGUUCGGGCGCUUGGAGCAGCCUCUCCCCAAGUCUGACUGUGUAUGAGGGGGAGGGUCAGAGCCCACUGGCUGGGAAUGCAGCACCUACUUGUGAAAAUUUUGUAAUAAAAACUUCUUUCCAGA
Mustela erminea (ermine) is the source of this 1939-nucleotide messenger RNA. It is a transcript of the gene ENTPD2, whose product is annotated as ectonucleoside triphosphate diphosphohydrolase 2. Gene Ontology annotation, molecular function: GDP phosphatase activity; UDP phosphatase activity. Gene Ontology annotation, cellular component: plasma membrane. Gene Ontology annotation, biological process: nucleoside diphosphate catabolic process. NCBI's taxonomy places the organism in Eukaryota, Metazoa, Chordata, Mammalia, Carnivora, Mustelidae. The transcript has 9 exons. Bases 84 to 1571 code for a protein of 495 amino acids. The record is from RefSeq and is a predicted model, not a curated record.